CGCGCCGUCUGGGUCUGUAUGAAGUCAGAAGGGAGACACGGAAUAUUCAAACCUUCGACUGUUUGUCUUGGUGUAGUUUCAAAACAAGCUGUGACAUGGAGGUCAGCGCAGAGGCCAAGAGGAUCAUGGUCGUGGCUUUGGGGAAACUGUACAGCUCCCGCACCCAGCGAGGGGGUCUGCGUCUUCACCGGAGUCUCCUACUUACUCUGGUGAUGAAAUCUGCCCGGGAAAUCUAUCAUGCGGCACAGGCGACGGCAGAGAGCGUCGCCCCGAAAUGUGAACUACAACACCCGACUGAUGAGAUGAUCGCAGAGCCAGCAGGCGCUCAGGGGCUCCAGAGUCCCGCUUCUCUCCCAGCUGAAGAGCCACGGUGCACGGGUUCAUCCACGGAGCUGCGCCGUGAGGCGCGUACGCACACCAGCGCAGAAAACAAGGAGAAUGUGUGCCCGCCCGGCCCUGUGCAGCACUCGAGGAAAAGACGGGGGAAAACGGCUGCCGAACCGGACUUUCUGCCCUGCAAGAAAGCAAAACUGGAACAAGGGAACUGCCCUCAACAGCUCAUUGUCUGUUCCGUUUUGAAUGACUAUGUAACGUGCAGUAGUGAACUGCGAACAGCCCCAACCCCCAUUCCCGUGCACACGGCCAUUGCAGCUUGUUGAAGACCCGCAGUGAACUUGGAAGGCAGUGAACUUUUUAGGGCCUGCGGGCCUGUAUUCCUUUUCCAGGGACUGGCUUUGGAGAGCUGUCCCAAACGUGACUGAGCAAGGAAGCCCUGGAGCAGCCCACCGCGGAGGUCCCAGUGACUUCUGAUCUAAUUAAUGACUUGAAGUGAUCAAAGGCGGGACUGUCCUCACGCCUUGAACUGCCUCUAUGAACGUUUACGUGAGCCUGUUUGGGGACCAUGUUGCUGGUCUGCACAGCAAAUGUACAUGUUGACUGAAGAUGGGAAACAGGUCCAAAUGUAAAACCUUGAAUGACUGCAUCUACCUCAGUAUUUAUUAAACGUUUUAUGCCUAA
Archocentrus centrarchus (flier cichlid) is the source of this 1017-nucleotide messenger RNA. It is a transcript of the gene ier2a, whose product is annotated as immediate early response 2a. The coding region runs from base 96 to 659 and encodes 187 amino acids. The record is from RefSeq and is a predicted model, not a curated record. The transcript has a single exon. Lineage: Eukaryota; Metazoa; Chordata; Actinopteri; Cichliformes; Cichlidae.